AUGGUGCGCUCUUUGCCGAAGAAAAACAAUCCCCUCGUCCUGACGGAUGUGGCUCCUGCUUACGAUGAACUUCUUUCGCGCCGUCGUCUGGGCAAGACAAACCUCGCUGUGAAACCCACCCAGGUUGGCACUUCGAAUGCGACCAAGCCCGAGAACCUCGGUCCUUUUGAGUAUGCCCAUUUGCGCGCGCCGCUGCCCAGGGAUCUCAAGGGAUCUGAGAUCUUCCCUUCACACUCACCUCAGCAACAUCCCGAGACGUACUUUUUGAUGAGACGUAGCAAAGAUGGAUUUGUUAGUGCUACUGGAAUGUUCAAGAUUGCCUUUCCCUGGGCCAAGCUCGAUGAAGAACGGUCCGAGCGGGAAUAUCUGAAGACCCGGACUGAGACCAGUGAAGACGAGAUCGCCGGAAAUGUUUGGAUUUCGCCUCUCCUCGCCCUUGAGCUGGCAAAGGAGUAUCAGAUGUACGACUGGGUUAGGGCCCUGCUUGACCCCACCGACAUCGUCCAAAGCCCAUCGUCUGCGAAGAAGCAGAUCACCCCACCUCCUCGAUUUGACCUACCGCCCAUUGAAGCUCCUGCCAUACUCACUGCGUCCUCGACGCGCCUGAGAAGGGGACGGUCCGCCUCUCCUAGCAAGAAACUUAGCUCUCCGCGCAAGCCCCGGCAAACCCGGGCCAUGAAGGAGGCUAACGCUGCGGCAACCAGUGCAGCCAAUGCGAGCCUCCAGACUUCCUUAGACCUGACGGCCUCCACAGCGGAAACGGAAUCGGUCAUCGAGACUGUUCACCAGAGCGUCGAGGUUGAUGGCGACGAGAAGCCGGCUCCUAGCCCGAAGAAAGCGACACCCGCAUUCAGGACGAAGAAGAUAGCCGCCCGUAUGCAGCCAUUCGAGGAGCCCGAGAAGGAAGAGGAGAAGGAAGAGGAGAAGGUUCAGGUCGAUGUCGAGACCAAUGCCGAAUCUGUUGACGACGUCAGAACUACGCAGACCACCGUGUCUGUUGAGAUGCCCGUGACCCUUCCCGAGGCGCCGUCUGCUGCCGACACUGAGCAGAUGAUUGCCAAGGCGAAGGAGAUGGUUCAGGAGGCCGUCAAGCUCCAGACUGAAACGGCAGAGCCGUCGUCGGCAAAGGCGGCCAAGAAGCGCAAGACGGAAGUGCUCAGCGACGAUGAGGAAGAGGAGGAUGAAGAGACUAAGACCCUUCGUGUGAAGAGGGCCAAGGUUUUGGAAGAAAAGCUCAAACAGGAACGAGUGCGGAACCGUGCUCUGGUUGGGGUCACAGCUGCCUUCGCGCUUGCUGCCUCGAUUCCUUAUUUCUUCUAG
Molecule: messenger RNA, 1320 nt
Organism: Aspergillus sclerotioniger CBS 115572
Lineage: Eukaryota; Fungi; Ascomycota; Eurotiomycetes; Eurotiales; Aspergillaceae
Product: KilA-N domain-containing protein
Exons: 6
Coding region: 1-1320 (439 amino acids)
Biological process (GO): mitotic telomere tethering at nuclear periphery; meiotic attachment of telomere to nuclear envelope
Cellular component (GO): nuclear membrane complex Bqt3-Bqt4
Molecular function (GO): DNA binding
Source: RefSeq, a predicted model, not a curated record